ACAAUGAAUCUUGAAAGUGAUGGAGCAACAUCGCAGAGCAUUUUUGAUUUGGACUAUGCUUCAUGGAAAAUUCGCUUAACACUAGUGAUAGCUGGUUUUUUCUUUUACCUGGGUGUUUUUGUUGUCUGCCACCAGCUGUCUUCUUCCCUGAACGCCACUUACCGUUCUUUGAUGGCCAAAGAAAAGGUCUUCUGGAAUCUUGCAGCCACCCGGGCUGUGUUUGGUGUUCAGAGUACAGUGGCAGGUCUGUGGGCUUUGCUGGUGGACCCCGUUCUUCAAGCUGAUAAAGCCCUUAACCAGCAGAACUGGUGUUGGUUCAACAUUGCAACGGCAACUGGAUUCUUUUUCUUUGAAAAUGUUGCAGUUCACCUGUCCAACUUGUUUUUCCAGACAUUUGAUUUGUUUUUAGUUGUCCACCAUCUCUUUGCCUUUCUGGGAUUUCUUGGUUCAGUGAUCAGUCUCAGAGCUGGCCACUAUCUAGCCAUGACCACAUUGCUUUUGGAGAUGAGCACUCCCUUUACCUGCAUUUCCUGGAUGCUCUUAAAGGCUGGCUGGUCAGAUUCUCUGUUUUGGAAGCUAAAUCAGUGGCUCAUGAUUCACAUGUUUCAUUGCCGCAUGAUCCUAACCUACCACAUGUGGUGGGUGUGUUAUUGGCACUGGGAUGGUUUGAUCAACAGUCUGUACCUGCCUCAUUUUGCACUCUUCCUUUUUGGACUGGCCCUGCUCACACUAAUAAUUAAUCCAUAUUGGACUCAUAAGAAGACUCAGCAACUUCUCAAUCCAGUGGAUUGGAAUUUUAUACAACCAGAAACAAAAAGCAGUCAACCUGAAAGGGCCAAUGGGCAGGUACUCCAGAAGAAGAAGCAGUAGCUGUUUCAGGAACCAAAUGACUCCUAAUAAUACCAACCUGGAGAGUAGUGCUUGUGAUUAUAUGACGUUCCUUGAACAAUGAAUUUUAUGGGAAAAAAAAA
Choloepus didactylus (southern two-toed sloth) is the source of this 971-nucleotide messenger RNA. RefSeq names its product protein CLN8-like. Bases 4 to 870 code for a protein of 288 amino acids. Gene Ontology annotation, biological process: lipid homeostasis. Gene Ontology annotation, cellular component: endoplasmic reticulum; membrane. The transcript has a single exon. The record is from RefSeq and is a predicted model, not a curated record. Lineage: Eukaryota; Metazoa; Chordata; Mammalia; Pilosa; Megalonychidae.